Molecule: messenger RNA, 273 nt
Organism: Venustampulla echinocandica
Lineage: Eukaryota; Fungi; Ascomycota; Leotiomycetes; Helotiales; Pleuroascaceae
Exons: 1
Coding region: 1-273 (90 amino acids)
Biological process (GO): aromatic amino acid biosynthetic process; chorismate biosynthetic process
Cellular component (GO): cytosol
Molecular function (GO): FMN binding; chorismate synthase activity
Source: RefSeq, a predicted model, not a curated record
AUGGGGCAAUCCCAUACCGGUGCUCAUAUCUACUUUACUGUUGCCUUUAAACCACCUGCAACUAUCGGUCUGCCUCAAAACACAGUUACCUACGAUGAGAUUGAAGGUGUUUUGGGGGCCAAUGGGAGACAUGAUCUAUGCGUUGUUGGACGCGCCAUUCCUAUCGUGGAGGCUAUGAGCAGUCUUGUUCUGAUGGACGCUCUGAUGGCUCAAAAGGCUAGAGUAGGAGUGCGGGACGAUUUGGUGUUGGAUAGGGCGACCGCUGCGAAGUAG